CACCCCACGCCGGGGGGCCAGGCGCGGCAGGAUGGUGCCCCUCAGGGUGCUGGGGCUGCUCCUGUGCACGCAGCUCUGCGGGGGCACCGAGGAGCUGCGGCUGGUGGGCGGCGGCGGGCGCUGUGCCGGGCGGGUGGAGGUGAAGCACGAUGGCGAGUGGGGCUCCGUCUGCAACUACGACUUCGACUGGGAAGCCGUUUGGGCCAGGGUGGUGUGCCGGCAGCUGCGCUGCGGCCCCGUGGCACACGCCUCCGCCUACGCCCCAUUCGGCCGCGGCACCGGCCGCAUCUGGCUGCAGCCCUUCUUCUGCCGUGGCCACGAGGAGAUGCUGCAGCACUGUCCCCAUUUCGGCUGGGGAAAGCACUUCUGCGGCCACGAGCUGGACGUGGGGGUGACCUGUGCAGAGGCGGUGGAGCUGAGGCUGGUGGCUGGCAAAGGUCCCUGCGCCGGGAGGGUGGAGGCGAAGCUGCAGGGACGCUGGGGCUCGGUGGCCGAUGACAGGUGGGACAUGGAGGAUGCCGAGGUGGUGUGCCAGCAGCUGGGCUGUGGCUCGGCCACCGGCGCCCACGUCGGCAGCACCGAGUUCGGCACAGGGGAGGGCCCGGUCAGCUUGGCUCUGAUUGACUGCCGUGGGGACGAGGCUGCGCUCUGGGACUGUGAGAUCCGCGGCUGGGGACCCUACAGUGCCAUCCACGACUUCGACACCGCCGUCUCCUGCCAAGGGUUUUCGCGGCUGGUGGGCAGCGGGGACGGCUGCUCCGGGCGGCUGGAGGUGCGGCGGGGCCGAGCCUGGGCCGGGGUCUGCCAGGGCCAUGUGGACAUGAAGGCAGCGCAGGUGGUGUGCCGGGAGCUGGGCUGCGGCACGGCGCUCGCCGUCCUGGACGCCGGCGCGUCGGAGGCUGGAGCGGGGCUGCCGUGGGACGGGGGCUUCGAGUGCUCCGGCACCGAGCCGCUGCUGUCUGCCUGCGCCCGGCGGCCGCCCCGCGGCGGGGGCUGCGCUGGCCGGGCCGGCAUCGUCUGCUCGCCCUACGCGGCUUUCCGCCUGGCGGGCGGCGGCUCGGGCUGCGCCGGGCGGGUGGAGGUGGAGGUUGGAGGGACGUGGGAGUCCGUCUGCGCCUCUGGCUGGGACCUGCCCGACGCCCACGUCCUCUGCUACCACCUCGGCUGUGGCCCCGCCGUCUCCGUGGCCCCGGGAGGCUCCUUCGGGCGGCUGCGGCGCGAUGUGUUCAGCUGCAGCGGGAGCGAGCGGCACCCGGGCGAGUGCCCCGUGACGGUGCUGGGGGAGCCCAGCUGCCCCCCCGGCCACGCCGCCACCCUCAACUGCUCAGGUGCUGCCGAGCCCCUGCGGCUGGUGGAGGGGAAAAGCCGCUGCGACGGCGUCCUGGAGGUGGCUGCGAGCCCCGGGGCCUGGGUCCGUGUGCCGGCGGGGCAGUGGGAUGCCCGGGGUGCCAGCGGGGUGUGCCAGCAGCUGGGCUGCGGCGAGCUGCAGAAGGUCUACACCAUUCCGGGCUCGGGCACCGCGAGGCCGCCGGGGCUGCGCUGUGUGGGCACUGAGGAGAGCCUGGCACAGUGCAACGCCUCGGGCACGGCCGCCGCGCCGACCGGCGGCCCAGAGGAGCUGGUGGUGAUCUGCUCGGGCAGCCGGCGGGUGAGGCUGGCGGGGGGCUCCGGGCGCUGCGCCGGGCGCGUGGAGGUGGCCGUGAACAGCACGUGGGGCACCGUGUGCCAGGACACGUGGGACAUGCGCGACGCCGCCGUCCUGUGCCGCCAGCUGGGCUGUGGCGCGGCGCUGGCGGUGCCCGGCCCGGCUCAGUUCGGUGCUGGCACUGGGCUGGUGAGGCCGGACGUCGGUGGCUGCGCCGGGACCGAGGCGUCGCUCUGGGAUUGCCCGUCUGUGGCACAGCGCGGCUGCCAGCGCGGCGGCGGCGCGGCUGCCGUGUGCUCAGGGCACCUCUCCCUGCGGCUCUCGGGUGGCAGCAGCCGCUGCAGUGGGCACCUGGAGGUGCUUUACAACGGCACCUGGGGCCGUGUGUGUGCCAGCGGCACCAGCGCCACCACGGCUGCCAUCGCCUGCCGCCAGCUGGGUUGUGGGCACAGGGGGCGUCUGGCAACCUCUACCUCCCAGGACCGGGCCCCUGCCUGGCUGGCAUGGGUGAGCUGUGAGGAAGGGGCUCACUCCUUCUGGCGCUGCCCCUCGGCACCCUGGCACCUGCAGAGCUGUGACACCCGUGGAGAUGCCCACGUCGCUUGUGAUGAGGAUGAGGGCACGAGCGGGACGCCCACCCCGUCCCCUGGCAGCCUCUGCCCCGAUGGUGCCACUUGCACAGGUGCCCCCACCAGCCCCACCUUGGCGGCAGCGACGGGGAUCGUGACAGUGCCCACGGCCCUGUGCGUGGUCCUGGGGACGCUGCUGUGCCUGGCCACGGCUGCCCUGGCCGUGCAGACGUGCCGUGCCCGGGCUCGGCAGCGAGGCCCUGGCAAAGCUGUGGACAUCACCUCUGAUGCCGUCUAUGAGGAGCUGGACUACACCCUGAUGCCAGAGUACCAGGAGGUGCUUGGUCGCUCAGGCUCCCCGGCAGAGGGCUCAGCCACAGAUCUGCCGUAUUACACCGGGGACAGCGUGGAGGAGAGUGACCCCAAAGCAGCCUCAGACCCCCCUGCUCUGCCCAAGCACAGCUCCCUGGACGGCUACGACGAUGCCAUGGCUGUGCCAGCUGAGUCCCCUGCUCCAGGCACCGGGAACAUCUCUGAGGGGGUGUCACUGAGGAGCUGGGGCUGUGACUCCCCAACAGGUGGGAGCUGCCCCCCAGAACCCUCCAGGGACCCCCCACCACAGCGCCCAGAGGACACAGACUACGAUGACGCUGGUGUGGGCCCCGUGGGGACAUCGCUGUGAGGAUGCUCCAGCCCCCUCCCAGGAGGCUCUGGGGACACACAUGCAGGGGGGCAGGGCUCUGUCCCCACGAAGGGGUGGCCCUGACCAUGGAGGUCACCUCUCCCUGCCCAGGACCACAGCACAGGAGCAAAAACCUCCCAGGAGCCUCCUGCAGCCAGGACAGGCAGAACCACGGGGUUCGGGGUUUUGUUUUUUCACUGUGAAUUUCUCUUUUCUAUUA
Colius striatus (speckled mousebird) is the source of this 3116-nucleotide messenger RNA. RefSeq names its product antigen WC1.1-like. The record is from RefSeq and is a predicted model, not a curated record. Gene Ontology annotation, cellular component: membrane. NCBI's taxonomy places the organism in Eukaryota, Metazoa, Chordata, Aves, Coliiformes, Coliidae.